This is a messenger RNA of Aricia agestis (brown argus), 5807 nucleotides long. It is a transcript of the gene cut, whose product is annotated as homeobox protein cut-like. The transcript has 11 exons. The record is from RefSeq and is a predicted model, not a curated record. Gene Ontology annotation, biological process: regulation of DNA-templated transcription. NCBI's taxonomy places the organism in Eukaryota, Metazoa, Arthropoda, Insecta, Lepidoptera, Lycaenidae. The coding region runs from base 569 to 4759 and encodes 1396 amino acids. Gene Ontology annotation, molecular function: DNA-binding transcription factor activity, RNA polymerase II-specific; DNA binding.
CAGGAUCGCACUGCAGUCGAGUGUCGCGGGUCUGGCGCGCGGCCGCGGACACCCGCGUUCAGGAUCACCUUACGUAAUAACUACAAGGAUCGCUAAUUAUUAAUUAAUCGAUUGUGAAAGUGAACUUUCGAUACGUGAUAAUUACUCUCUCAAGUGAACUCCGUGUUUUGAUUUUUUUUUCUCGCAUUAUUGGACAGUGUUUAUUUUGAUAACAACAUUUUGAACUGAGUGUUUGGACAAUUGUUGAAACUGUUGGUUUAUUGACUUGCUGUGAUGAAAGCAGUGGAGAUAUUUUAUGAUUUCAAACAGUGACUUCUGAUACCAGUCGUCAGGCACAACACAAUAAGAAACUGACUUCGAUAAAGAAACGACACGCGACCGAAAACGAACAAUCCGAUAUCGAACAUCGAUAUUCGAGCUUAUUCAACUCCGUCGUAAAGUAUCAACACCCGUCGUAGAGAGAAAUUAAAAAUGAAAAUGUCACAUUUGAAAUUAGAAUUUGGCGUAUGCGCUGGAAGAGGGUGACGGAUCAUUAUGCGCCGGGAGUGAGCGCGGUGCGGUCGUCCGGAUGCACCCCACCGGCGCGGCCAGCCUGCCCGCCGCACCCGAGGCGGAGGUGCAAGCUAUGCACUCAAUGGACUGGCUCUUCAAGAAGGAAAGGAUAUAUCUCCUAGCGCAGUUCUGGCAACAGAGAGCUACUUUGGCGGAAAAGGAGGUCACCACUCUCAAGGAACAACUAGCAACGACCAGUCCUACGCCCUUACAAGCCACGAUACCUCCCAAGACGAAUGGCUCUCUCAUAGACUCCAGAAGAGAGUUAGACAAGUUUAGUUCAGACAUAAAGGAGGAAAAGAGAAGAUUGCCCGACAUUGAUGAAGAUAUAGAGCAGAAGAUAGAAAUGGCAGCCACAGCACGAAGUAAUAGCAACUCGGCGAGGAGUAGUCCUGUCGUAAAUACGGGAACAAAUUUAGAAAAUGAACUGGCUGCGAAAGAGAAAGAGAUAGCCCAAUUAGUAGAAGAUGUGCGAAGACUGCAGGCGUCCCUUUCCGCGCUGCAAGAAGCUCACGCUCAGCAGCUGCAGCGGCUAGAAGAGAGGUUGGACGAGAAGAAGCAGCACAUAGCACGCUUAGAGGCCCGCCUCGACACACAGAGGGACUACGACGACAUCAAGCGGGAAAUUAGCAUGCUCCGAUUUUCUGAUAUGGCCCCCACAGAGCGGCCAAACACACACUCACAUAAAGAAAUAUUUGGACCCCAGAACCAUUUACUAAGGUCUAUGGACUUGGGGCCAAACGACAGGGAUCGUAAACCAGAACCCAUUCGGUCGCCGUCCGCACCCUCCCUCCGGGAGGAGAGGGACUCCGCCGAACGUGAGCGAAGCACCGAGAGGCGAGACCCAGGUGGCGAGGAAUGGGCGAGCACGCCGCCUCCCCUCAACAACAACACGACGCACCACAAUAACAACGGCCCGCUGCCGCUGCCGCUCCCGCCGCCGAGUCCCUACCGCUUCGAGGAGCACAGGCCGUACAGGUUCGCCGAGGACAUGGGCCCGCUCCCCCCCGGCGCGCUCGUCGGCCGCCUGGGCGACUCCCUCAUCCCCAAAGGAGACCCCAUGGAAGCGCGCCUGCAGGAGAUGCUCAGAUACAACAUGGACAAAUACGCCAACUCGAACCUGGACACGCUGCACAUAAGCCGGCGGGUGCGCGAGCUGCUCUCGGUGCACAACAUCGGGCAGAGGCUGUUCGCUAAGUACGUGCUGGGGCUGUCCCAGGGAACGGUGUCGGAGCUGCUGUCGAAACCCAAGCCGUGGGACAAGUUAACGGAGAAGGGUCGGGAUUCGUAUCGCAAGAUGCACGCGUGGGCAUGCGACGAGGCCGCCAUCAUGCUCCUGAAGUCGCUUAUUCCAAAGAAAGUUGGGACAAAAGAUGGAACCGCCGGUGCCGGUUUCGGAAGGUCGGAGAGCGAUGGUGAUGAGCGUCUGGCUCACAUGCUGAACGAAGCCUCUCACAUCAUGAAGACCCCGACUCUACAGAGCAACAACGACGACUCUAGGAGCAACGACGACUCGAGCUCACCGAGAACUCAGUGCCCUUCCCCGUUCUCCAAUAAGGAUUCGAGUCAAAACAGAAGGUUAAAGAAGUACGAAAACGAUGACAUUCCUCAAGAAAAAGUUGUCCGCAUUUACCAGGAGGAGCUCGCCAAGAUCAUGACGAGGAGAGUGGAGGACAUGCGACACAGCCGAGACGGGUUCCCAGGCAUGUUUCCUCCUUUUCUCAGCGGCGGUAUGCCUCCCCACAUGGAGAGGCCUCCCGAGGAUAUUCGGAUGGCAUUGGAAGCGUAUCAUCGAGAACUAGCGAAAAUCCAACCCGGCGGCAACAUUCCAAAUCUGCACAACUUGCCCGGAAUGCCACCCUUCCCCAACCUCCUUGCGCUGCAGCAGCAAGCCAUGCAAGUACAAAACCAACACAUGAACGGAUCGGGAGCCGUGCAAGAUCUUUCCCUGCCCAAGGAGAAGAGCAGUAAAGUGAAUGGAAUAACCGACAACGAUAAGGAAAGGCAAAUGGACGCCGAGGAAGCUAUCAGACAUGCUGGUAGUGCAUUUUCAUUAGUGAGGCCGAAACUCGAGCCAGGACAGCAAUCCACGGGCUCGUCGGCAUCAAGCCCCCUUGGAAAUGCUAUUUUACCGCCGGCUAUCACACCCAACGACGAAUUCACCAGUUCGGCUGUAGCAAGCCCCUUACAGCGAAUGGCUUCCAUCACAAAUAGUUUAAUAUCUCAACCCCCAAAUCCCCCGCAUCACGCGCCACCGCAGCGGUCUAUGAAAGCAGUUCUUCCACCGAUAACCCAGCAGCAAUUCGAUCUCUUUAACAAUCUCAAUACGGAAGAAAUCGUUAAGAGAGUCAAGGAAGCGCUGAGCCAGUACUCAAUAAGCCAAAGGCUAUUCGGAGAAUCUGUUCUUGGCCUAUCGCAGGGUUCCGUUAGUGAUUUGCUGGCCAGACCUAAACCGUGGCAUAUGCUGACUCAAAAAGGAAGAGAACCGUUUAUUAGAAUGAAAAUGUUUUUAGAAGACGAUAACGCUGUACACAAACUAGUUGCAUCUCAAUAUAAAAUUGCACCCGAAAAACUGAUGAGAACUGGAAACUACAGUGGAGCACCUGCUUGUCCACCGAACAUGAGCAAACCGAUGCCACCUACACAGAAGAUGUUAUCGGACGCUACAUCGCUUUUGAGCAAAAUGCAACAGGAGCAACUACUCAGCUCGGGGCAUUUAGGACAUUUGGGCCAGCCUACGCCGCUUCUAUUGACUCCACCGGGCUUCCCUCCUCAUCACGCGGUGACCCUGCCGCCCCAACAUCACGACAAUAAUAACAAGGAACGAAAACCGCAGCCGCCCCCUCAGCCACAUCACCAACCUUCCAUUAUGCGAAAUCUCCAUCAGCAUAUGUCACCUAGUGUAUACGAAAUGGCUGCAUUGACGCAAGACUUAGAUACGCAAACUAUCACAACGAAAAUCAAGGAGGCCCUACUAGCAAACAACAUUGGGCAAAAAAUCUUCGGCGAGGCCGUGCUGGGUUUGUCGCAGGGAUCCGUUAGUGAAUUGCUAUCGAAGCCUAAACCAUGGCAUAUGCUCAGUAUAAAAGGCAGGGAGCCAUUUAUUCGAAUGCAGCUUUGGCUCAGCGACGCUCACAACAUCGAUCGUCUUCAAGCGUUGAAAAAUGAACGACGGGAGGCGAACAAGCGAAGACGCUCGAGUGGCCCCGGCCAGGACAACUCGUCAGAUACGUCGUCCAACGAUACGUCAGAGUUUUAUCACUCGAGUUCGCCGGGUCCCACGUCCGGUGUCCCUUCCGCUAAAAAACAGCGAGUGUUAUUCUCCGAGGAGCAGAAAGAGGCGUUGAAGCUGGCAUUCGCGCUCGACCCGUACCCUAAUAUGCCAACUAUCGAAUUCCUGGCGUCCGAAUUGGGGCUAUCGACGAGAACGAUAACCAAUUGGUUUCACAACCAUCGGAUGCGCUUAAAACAGCAGGCGCCGCACGGUCUCCCGGCCGAGCCCCCGGCGCGAGAUCAGUCUUCGGCGCCCUUCGACCCCGUUCAAUUUAGACUUCUGCUGAAUCAGAGGCUCCUGGAACUCCAGAAGGAGCGAAUGGGUCUGGCGGGAGUUCCGCUGCCGUACCCACCGUACUUCGCCGCCAACUCUAAUUUCGCCGCCCUGAUGAGUCGGGGACUGCUCCAGCCCGACGAGCAGGGGAAGGACGCGGCGAGCGGCCUCGACCUCUCCAUGCCUCUGAAGCGCGAGCCCGACGCCGACGACUUCGAGGACGACGACGUCGAGAGCAACCUCGGCUCGGAGGACUCGAUGGACGAGGAGUCGAAGAACGAGCCGAAGGCGGCCUCGACGCCCGCCAGCCGGUCGAGCCGGAGAAAACCGGUCGCGCCGCAGUGGGUCAACCCCGACUGGCAGGACGAGAAGCCGCGGAACCCCGACGAGGUGAUCAUCAACGGCGUGUGCGUGAUGCGGAGCGACGACUUCCGUCGCGACCCCGAGCAGACGGUGCGCGUGGAGCCCUCGCCCGUGCCGCGCGACUCCUCCCCCGGCCCGCGCACGCCGCUCACCCCGCACACGCCGCACACGCCGCACACGCCCCACACCCCCCACACGCCGCACACGCCGCGCCCGCCGCUCACGCCGCUCGCGCCCGACGUGCUGCCCGACGACAAAAUCAAGACUGAGGCGGACGACGACCGGUGGGAGUACUAGAGCGACGAUGCCGGUUAUGUGACUGUUGUGUGAUUAUUUAUUGUGUAUGUGGACGCGGUCCGGACGCUAGCGCGAGUGCCCGCGACGAUCAGUGCAAAUUUAGUUGAAAGUAUUUUUUUUAUUCGAUUGUAAGGCCAAAGACUCUGUAAAUAGGAUCGUAGCUUCUCACCGUGCGAGGCGGCAGUCCGCGGUCGGACGGUAAACAUGUGUUACAAAUAUUGCAUUUUGCUUUAAUGUUUUAUAUACAAAUCCCUAGGCGUACCUCUAUUGUGGUACAAAUUCUGAGUAUUUUUAAUCGAUUAGUUGUCUACUCGUAAUUUUAUUCGUAGUGUAAAUAAAUAUACCAAAUAUGUAUCGGCGGCCGCGAGCCCGAGCGUUGUAUAUAAUGUAAGAAGGCUGAAGUACCGAAUGUAUAUUACUGUCGUUGCCGUACAUAGUCCGUAGGGGUAGGAGGUUCAUUAUUGUUAACUCGAAAGUGCAAUCUAUGAUAAGUAACGGUCUACGCUGAACCCGGUUAAAAGUAUUAUUACGUUUAUGUGAACCGAAAGGUUUAAAAUAUUAUAAUUGGUUUAUAUACAAAUUUUAAUUUAUAAAACUAUUAUUUUAUGCUACUUUAUAAUUUUAUGUAUGAGUUUAUCACAUCUGAAAGAGUUGGAAUCGCGCGUGUAAAUUUCACUUUUUAUAUUUUAAUCUACCCACAUACUCGAUAUCGCGAGUGACGUACAAAAAGUUCAUUAAAAAUGUAACAAUUGUGGUUAUAGUUAUAUUUUAUUUUAGCAAUAAAUUUGCUUUUAAUUUUCUUUAAUUUUUGUUUUAUUUUUUCCUUAUAUAUUUGUGUAUCUAUAUUACUAGGAAAGGAUAAAUGUACAUUAAAGGGAACCGAACUCCUUGCAUCAGUGUAAAUAAUAGACUAUCUAUGGAUAUUGGUUGUAAAUAUGAUUUCUUAAAAACGAAAGUUAGAAAGAGAGGGGGCAUAAUUGUCGGCCCUCUCGGAUGGUUAAUUUCAUACUCGUAGAUUCGAAUUCGUAACGUGAGCUAUUAGAUUAAA